AAAACGAAUACGAAUUUCAAUCGAAAAGAGACAGCCGUAAAGAAUUGUUGUUCGUCGAGAAAACGUCGAUCGACUGCAAAAAUAUUUAUACUCUCCGUUCUAUAACGUUCGCAUCGCGCACAUCUUUAUUUUUUUUAUUUUCUAUCUUCUCACACUUUUUCCUCAUAAAUAAAUAGACAAAAAAAAGUGAUAAAUAAAUAAAAAGGUUUUUCCCGCUUUUAAAAUUUUCUAAAAAGUUUCUCAAAAAAAAUCGAAAACAAAAAAAAAAUCUCCAGAAAAACAAGACAAUUAUUUUUUCUCCAUAACUGAGUGGUUUUUUCUUUCUUUUUUCUACUCCAAUUUUCAACUUAAAAAAAAAAUCCAAAAUACCUACUAUUUUGUUCUUGUAUCUUGUUGUGUGUUGUUGUCAUCUAUCUCUGUCAGUUUUGUCUUGUAUGUUGUUUCGGUAGAGUGUUUUUUUUUUGUGUGUGUAGUAUAGUUGAGUGGAGUUGUGUGUUGUUUAGAAAAAAAAAGGAAAUUUUUCUAUCAACAAAUUAUCUAAUUCUGAUAAGAAAAAAGAGGAAAAAAAAAACAAACAAAUUAAUAAGGGAAAACAAAUUUAAACUUCCCAAAAUGGUGCAGAAAUUUCAAUCCCCUGUGCGGGUGUACAAACAUCCAUUUGAGUUGGUUAUGAAGGCCUACGAAAAACGUUUUCCAAAAUGCCCACAAAUGCCCGUCGUUCUAGAUUGUCAACUUGUAAAGGAUGAAAUUUUCGACAAUGGCGCCCGACGUGAAUCAAGUCGCCGCUGCAAAUUGGCCGUUGACGCCCCAUAUUUAUUUAAAAAACUAAUCGGUGUCGAAGUAGUAUAUUUUUUGCAAACAAAUUUCUUAGACAUGGCCAAUAGGACACUGAGCAUUGAAGCAGUCAAUGAAAGUUUCUCAUCGCGUAUUGAAAUUUUCGAAAGAUGUCGCUACUAUGCCCAUCCGGAAAAUCCCGAUUGGACAUGUUUCGAUCAAACAGCAACCCUGAACAUUACAAAUUUCUUUGGAUUUGAAAAUUCAAUGGAAAAAAUGGGCAUGAAGCAAUAUACACAGACAACCUUGAAGGGCAAAGAAAUUAUUGAGUAUUUUAUUGAGGAAUUGAAGAAUGAAGGAAUUACACAUGUGGAACGUUGGCAACCACCUCUCGAUGCACCUGCAUCGCCGGUAUCAAAAGAACCAACAUCGCCAAUUAAUCAUGAAAUUAUGUUGGAUGGAGAUUUUAUUGCGAAAUACUUGGGACAAUUGUCACCAAUGCAAGAGUCUAAAUUGUUAGAGCUGAGAAAAUUAGUUGCAGACAUCGAAGGUAUCGAAAAGAUUCCAAGCUAUCAGACUUUAUUACGGUUUCUAAGGGCACGUGAUUUCCAUGUGGAAAAAGCUCUUAAUUCUCUAAAGGAUUCAUUGAAAUGGCGUGCUGACAAUAAUAUUGAUAAUCUGUCGAAGGAAUAUAAGGUUCCGUCGGUAGUUGUGAAUCAUUUUCCUGGAGGAUGGCAUCAUAAAGAUAAAAAUGGCCGUCCAAUUUAUAUUCUUCGACUUGGUCAUAUGGAUGUUAAGGGUCUUCUGAAGUCCAUCGGAACUGAAGGACUCUUAAAGUUGUCAAUCCAUAUCUGCGAACAGGGAAUCAAAAAAAUCAAUGAUUCUGCCAAGAAAUUGGGAAAACCUGUUCUAAGUUGGUGUAUAUUGGUGGAUCUCGAAGGACUAUCAAUGCGUCACCUAUGGCAGCCGGGAGUAAAGGCUCUUUUAAAAAUUAUCGAAACUGUUGAACAACACUAUCCCGAGACUAUGGGUAGAGUAUUAGUUGUUCGUGCCCCACGUGUCUUUCCAAUUGCGUGGACAAUCGUUAGUGCAUUUAUUGAUGAAAACACACGUUCGAAAUUUCUUUUCUAUGGUGGUCCCGAUUGCAUUCAUAUGAAAGAUGGAUUAGAACAAUAUAUUGAAUCUGACAUUAUACCAGACUUCUUGGGUGGACCUUGUAAGACACUUAUCCAUGAAGGUGGAUUAAUUCCAAAAACUUUAUAUAAAAUGAACAGCGAAGAAGAAGAAACCCAAGUUGAUGGAACAAUAGCCCAUGAACAUCAGAAUCUCUAUAAAACCGUCGAACUCAAGACUGGAUAUAUUCAUGAAGUUGUUAUUAAAAACAAAGAUCCCAAAAGUGUUCUAACUUGGGAUUUUGAUGUGAUGCGUAGUGAUUUGCAUUUUACACUUUACAGAACAACGAAAGAACUACCCCAGAAAAAUGACUCUUCCUCAUCAUUCUUUGAUGCUACUGGUUUUGUGGAAGGUGAAAAUUAUUAUAGAGAAGAACCAACCACUGUCUGUCGCCACAAAGAAAGUGUUCAGGGCUCCCACGUACUAACUGAAACCAACACAUACGUCCUGCAUUGGUUUAGUCCGACAUCUGGUGUUGAUGGUCCAGCGCAACUAAAUUAUUUCUAUGAAAUUCUUAGUUCAGCAAAUUACAAAGGAUCAAUGACAAGCCUUCAAUCUGGAUUCUCGUCAUCGAGUGCAGCAAGUUCGUGUCAGUCUCGAUGAUAUGAAGAAAAUGAAUGCCACGCUUUGACACCAACAAUGCCGUCGCAUUCAACUAAUCAUAUUGGUUGAGUUAAAAAUAUUAUUUCUUUAUAUUUUUUUUGCGAUUAUUUUUUUUUUAUAUAAAAUUACUAAUUCAAUAAUAAUUUAAUAACAAUUAGUUUAAUUAAUAAUAAGAAAAGAUAAAAUAUUUUUCUUCCUAUUUCUGUGUUAUAUAUUUGUUAUAAUUUUUUUUCUUUCUUUUGGCAAAGAAUCAAUCAUUCAUUAUUGUACGAAAGUAUACUUUUAUUGAGUAAAAAAAAAAAUAUAUUAUUUAUUAAAAAAUAUAAAAAUAUUUAUAACAAUUUUCUAUAAAUUAUAAAUUCAAUUCAAUUUAGGCAAAUAUUUAUUUAUAUUCAAAAUUUAAACGAAAAAAAACUAUACAAUAACAAG
Molecule: messenger RNA, 2979 nt
Organism: Episyrphus balteatus (marmalade hoverfly)
Lineage: Eukaryota; Metazoa; Arthropoda; Insecta; Diptera; Syrphidae
Gene: retm
Product: protein real-time
Exons: 7
Coding region: 613-2550 (645 amino acids)
Cellular component (GO): cytoplasm
Source: RefSeq, a predicted model, not a curated record